Messenger RNA from Rosa chinensis, 503 nucleotides. RefSeq names its product proline--tRNA ligase, cytoplasmic-like. Gene Ontology annotation, cellular component: aminoacyl-tRNA synthetase multienzyme complex; cytoplasm. NCBI's taxonomy places the organism in Eukaryota, Viridiplantae, Streptophyta, Magnoliopsida, Rosales, Rosaceae. Bases 16 to 387 code for a protein of 123 amino acids. The transcript has 4 exons. Gene Ontology annotation, biological process: prolyl-tRNA aminoacylation. Gene Ontology annotation, molecular function: proline-tRNA ligase activity; ATP binding. The record is from RefSeq and is a predicted model, not a curated record.
UAGAACAAUCAGGACAUGGCUGACACCGGUGACAAGAAGCCUAAUGCCAAUGCCAAAGUGAAAGUCAAGCAUGGAGGUGGUGGUGGUGGUGGGGGGAAGAAGAAGGAGGUGAAGAAAGAAACCGGCCUCGGUUUGACCAAGAAGAAGGAUGAGAAUUUUGGGGAGUGGUAUUCGGAGGUUGUUAUUUUCGGUGAGAUGAUUGAAUACUAUGACAUAUCUGGUUGUUAUAUUUUGAGGCCAUGGACAAUGGCAAUAUGGGAGACCAUGCAAGCAUUCUUCGAUGCAGAAAUAAAGAAAAUGAAGAUUAAAAAUUGCUACUUUCCUUUGUUCGUCUCCCCUGCUGUUCUGGAAAAAGAGAAGGAUCAUAUAGAGGGUUUGAAACUUUGAAGGAUCAUAUAACGGGUUUGCUGAUGAGAAUGUGAUUGGUGAAGGUGGAUAUGGGAUUGUGUACAGAGAGAAAUGGCUGAUGAUUUAGUUGGGUUUUGCUAUAAAUGGCUGCUACG